AUGUCUCUCGGCAAAACCAGCACCCUCAGCUCCGGCCACACCAUCCCAACUCUUGGGUUUGGCACCUGGCAGUCUGCCCCAGGUGAGGUCGGCAAUGCUGUCUACGAGGCUCUCAAGGCCGGGUACCGCCACCUUGAUCUCGCCAAGAUCUACCAGAACCAGCGCGAAGUCGCCCAGGGCAUCAAGAAGGCCUUUGCCGAAGUCCCUGGCCUGAAGCGGGAGGAUAUCUUCAUCACCUCCAAGCUUUGGAACAACAGCCACAAGCCUGAGCUCGUCGAGGCUGCCCUCGACGACACUCUGGCCGAGCUCGAGCUCGACUACCUCGACCUCUACCUGAUCCAUUGGCCCGUCGCAUUCAAGUCUGGCCCCGAGCUGAACCCUCGUGUCGCUGGCAAGGACAAGGAAGCCGAGAUCGACGACAACGUUGGCCUGGUCCGAACCUGGAAGGCUGUGACCCAACUUCCCAAGUCCAAGGCCCGAUCCGUCGGAGUUUCCAACUUCACAAUUGAGCAGCUCGAUGCCAUCAUUGCCGACUCCGGUGUUGUUCCCGCCGUCCACCAGAUCGAGCGACACCCCCGCUUCCAGCAGGAAGAACACGUCGAGUACGGCAAGAAGAAGAACAUCCACAUCACUGCCUACUCGGCCUUUGGAAAUAACGGCGUUGGCGAGCCCCUGCUCAUCACCCACCCCGACAUCGUCGCCACGGCCGAGCGCCUCUCCAAGAAGCUUGGCAAGACCGUCACUGGUGCCCAAGUCAUUCUCGCCUGGGCCCAGAUCGGUGGCAACAGCGUCAUCCCCAAGUCCGUCACCGCCUCGCGCAUCCAGUCCAACUUCCAGGAGAUUGAGCUCGAUGACGAGGCCAUCGCGGCUGUGAAGAAGGUUGGCGAGGACAAGAGACGCUUCAACAUCCCAUACACAUACACCAACCCCCAUUGGGACAUCAACAUUUACGGUGAGGAGGUCGAGAAGCCCGCCACCCACAAGCCCGUCAUUCGUGUAUAA
Molecule: messenger RNA, 1002 nt
Organism: Clonostachys rhizophaga
Lineage: Eukaryota; Fungi; Ascomycota; Sordariomycetes; Hypocreales; Bionectriaceae
Source: the annotation of a GenBank genome assembly